CCCCCGGCCAGUCCUAAUCUUCUUCUAUCUUGUGGUGUGAGACCUUGGAUAAGUCUCCCUUCCACCUUUUCCUAUUACUUAAAUGGUGAAUUUGCAUAAACCAGGCUCUAAGGGUCUUUUCUGCACUGUUUGGCUGUCUACAAAUUGGCAUCCAAGUUUAAAGGAAGACCCCGAAACUUAGAAAGGUCAAUGGCUUGCCCAAGGUCAUAUAGCGAGGGCCUGAUGUACACAUGUCAGGAGCCUGGGGCAUCCUCAGCUCAGGAAAAGGGGCCUCCUGGGAGUGCCGGCGUCCACACGGGAUCAAAAGGGUGCUCUCAGCCUUAAGAAGACCUCAGCCCGAGUUUUAGGUGUAGGCCUGGGCCGCUGCUGCCCUCGUGCGGAGGGAUCCCGUGAGCAUACGGCGCCAUAGCCAAAGAAGCGGGCACUGGGACCAUGACGCCAGGAGGACACCAGUCCAGUCCCGUUCCUGUAGGACCUCGUUUAUUAUUACAGGGCCCAUUUAAGGGCACUUAGGCCCCACUAGGCUCAUCAGAAAACCUUGAAGCAGUCCCUGGAUUUAACCACUAAUGGUGGGUUUGAGUACGGCAAAGCACCUUCUACAGGCCUCUCGCUCCCCAUCUGGCAAAUGGGCAUCCUAAGCAGCCAGACACCCAAGGACGAUAACGGGAAGGAAAGGCACCCUGCAUUUAUGUGCGAGGCGGGGCAAACCGCCUGAGUCACCGCUCACGGUUGUGUUUUUCCACCUCCCGGCCGCCCCUCCCAUCCGGAUGAGUCCUGGUGGGUCCUCCUGGAGGCGCCCCCUAGUCCCUUGCUCCGCACGCCCUGACCACGCCCCUUGACUCGGCCCCGCCCACAGCGGAAUCCGCAGAUUCGCCAGGCCGGAUCCUCAGAAUUCCUCGGGUCCCUCGAUACCCGGCUGAAAAUUAUCAUCGGACUCUGACAGGAGCUCUGGGCAGGAGGCAUUUUCCCCAGGGUCAGAAGCGGGCUAUCCUCUCACUGGGGCCAGUAAGAAAAAUCCAGAAAAAGUUGUCGAUUCUGCCAGCAGGGAUUGGCUAACGGGCCGUUAUUUUCUUGACUCCACCAAGGCGGAUGAAGGGGAGGCUGCGGCUGAGGCCGGGAACAGUGGCGAAUCUGCAGCCUCUCAGACUUUGGCCGUGCAAGGAAGGGACCGGGAAGAGGAGCAAAGCGGCGCGCAUCCUGUCCAGGGAUUCGCCCCGCCCGCCCGGCGAAUCUGCGUCUCCCGAACGCGCCACUGAAGCUUCCCCAGCGCUGGCUGGCCUCCUCCCCUCUGCCCCGCCCCUUUUCCUCAGGGACUAGUCGCAGCUUUCGUCGCCGCCGAUUCGUCAAGCGUCCCGGGCCGCAGCAUCUGGAUCGUCGUGGCGAAGCCGACUCUCCGGGGGAUGCGGCCAAUCUCCAGGCUCCCUGGGCCGCAACUCCCGAGCCUCCCCGGGCGCCGGCCGAGACGAAGCCGCUAUCCCCGGCCCCGUGGGUUCCCGGGCAGCGCCUGUGGCGAAAGUGCGAAUGCACACCCUGUGCCCGCUGGGCCUCGCGCAGUGUAAAUGAGCAAAGAUGGAUCAGGAAGGUGGGGGAGAUGGGCAGAAGGCCCCGAGCUUCCAGUGGCGGAACUACAAGCUCAUCGUGGAUCCUGCCUUGGACCCUGCCCUGCGCAGGCCUUCUCAGAAGGUGUACCGCUAUGACGGAGUCCACUUCAGUGUCAACGACUCAAAGUAUAUACCAGUCGAAGACCUCCAAGACCCCCGUUGCCAUGUCAGGUCCAAAAACAGAGACUUUUCCCUCCCAGUCCCUAAGUUUAAGCUGGACGAGUUCUAUAUUGGACAGAUUCCACUGAAGGAAGUGACUUUUGCAAGGCUGAAUGACAACGUGCGGGAGACCUUCCUGAAGGAUAUGUGCCGUAAGUACGGCGAGGUGGAAGAGGUAGAGAUCCUUCUUCACCCCCGUACGCGCAAGCACCUGGGCCUGGCCCGUGUGCUCUUCACCAGCACUCGAGGCGCCAAGGAAACAGUCAAAAACCUCCACCUUACCUCCGUCAUGGGCAACAUCAUCCAUGCCCAGCUUGACAUCAAAGGACAACAACGAAUGAAAUACUAUGAACUAAUUGUCAAUGGCUCCUACACCCCUCAGACUGUGCCCACUGGGGGCAAGGCCCUGAGUGAGAAGUUCCAAGGCUCGGGUGUAGCCACUGAGACGGCUGAAUCCCGCCGUCGCUCUUCCUCCGACACUGCUGCCUACCCAGCAGGCACUACUGCAGUGGGCACUCCUGGCAACGGCACCCCCUGCUCCCAGGACACAAGCUUCUCCAGCAGCCGACAAGAUACCCCAUCUUCCUUUGGCCAGUUUACCCCUCAGUCCUCCCAAGGAACCCCCUACACGUCUCGGGGCAGCACCCCCUACUCUCAGGACUCCGCCUACUCCAGCAGCACCACUUCAACCUCCUUCAAGCCCCGGCGGUCAGAGAACAGCUACCAAGAUGCCUUUUCCCGCCGCCACUUCUCUGCAUCUUCAGCCUCCACAACCGCCUCCACGGCCAUCGCCGCCACCACUGCAGCCACCGCAGCAUCCUCCGCCUCUUCCUCCUCUUUGUCCUCAUCCUCUUCGUCAUCCUCUUCCUCCUCGUCCUCUCAGUUUCGUAGUUCUGACUCAAACUACCCAGCGUAUUAUGAAAGCUGGAAUCGCUACCAGCGCCAUACUUCCUACCCAUCACGCCGGGCCACGCGGGAAGAUCCCCCUGGAGCCCCCUUUGCUGAAAAUACAGCUGAGUGCUUCCCACCUUCCUAUACCUCCUACCUGCCCCCCGAGCCCAGCCGGCCCGCCGACCAGGACUACCGGCCUCCUGCCUCAGAGGCUCCACCCCCGGAGCCUCCAGAACCUGGCGGAGGCGGGGGUGGAGGAGGGCCCAGCCCUGAGAGAGAAGAAGUUCGGACUUCCCCCCGCCCAGCCUCACCUGCCCGCUCCGGCUCCCCAGCCCCAGAGACCACCAAUGAGAGCGUGCCCUUCGCCCAGCACAGCAGCCUGGAUUCCCGCAUCGAGAUGCUGCUGAAGGAGCAGCGCUCCAAGUUUUCCUUCUUGGCCUCUGACACAGAGGAGGAGGAAGAGAACAGCAGCGUGGGCCUUGGGGCCAGAGAUGCAGGGAGUGAGGUGCCUUCUGGGUCAGGGCAUGGGCCCUGCACACCCCCUCCAGCCCCAGCUAAUUUUGAGGAUGUGGCACCUACAGGGAGUGGGGAGCCAGGGGCUACCCGGGAGUCUCCCAAGGCAAACGGACAGAACCAGGCUUCUCCAUGCUCUUCUGGAGACGACAUGGAGAUCUCCGAUGACGACCGGGGUGGCUCACCCCCUCCGGCCCCGACGCCCCCUCAGCAGCCUCCGCCGCCUCCCCCUCCCCCGCCUCCUCCUCCUCCCUACCUGGCGUCCCUUCCCCUUGGUUAUCCUCCCCACCAGCCUGCCUACCUCCUCCCACCCAGACCUGAUGGGCCGCCGCCCCCUGAGUACCCCCCACCUCCUCCACCACCCCCGCACAUCUAUGACUUUGUGAACUCCCUGGAGCUCAUGGACCGACUUGGGGCUCAGUGGGGAGGGAUGCCUAUGUCCUUCCAGAUGCAGACCCAGAUGUUAACUCGACUCCAUCAGCUGCGGCAGGGCAAGGGAUUGAUUGCCGCCUCAGCUGGUCCCCCUGGUGGGACCUUUGGGGAGGCCUUCCUCCCAUUCCCACCCCCCCAGGAGGCAGCCUAUGGCUUGCCCUAUGCUCUAUAUGCACAGGGGCAGGAGGGCAGAGGGGCAUACUCGCGGGAGGCCUAUCACCUGCCCAUGCCCAUGGCAGCCGAGCCCCUGCCCUCCUCCUCAGUCUCGGGAGAGGAGGCCCGGCUGCCACCCAGGGAAGAAGGAGAGCUGGCAGAGGGCAAGACCCUCCCGACGGCAGGCACCGUGGGCCGUGUGCUCGCCAUGUUGGUCCAGGAGAUGAAGAGCAUCAUGCAGCGAGACCUCAACCGCAAGAUGGUGGAGAACGUGGCCUUCGGAGCCUUUGACCAGUGGUGGGAGAGCAAGGAGGAGAAGGCCAAGCCAUUCCAGAAUGCGGCCAAGCAGCAAGCCAAGGAGGAGGAUAAAGAGAAGACAAAGCUGAAGGAGCCUGGUCUGCUGUCCCUCGUGGACUGGGCCAAGAGCGGGGGCACUACGGGCAUCGAGGCCUUCGCCUUUGGGUCAGGGCUGCGAGGGGCCCUGCGGCUGCCUUCAUUCAAGGUAAAGCGGAAAGAGCCAUCGGAAAUUUCCGAGGCCAGUGAGGAAAAGAGGCCUCGUCCCUCCACUCCUGCUGAGGAAGAUGAAGACGACCCUGAGCGAGAGAAGGAGGCUGGAGAGCCCGGACGUCCGGGGACCAAGCCCCCGAAGCGGGACGAAGAACGAGGCAAGACCCAGGGCAAGCACCGAAAAUCCUUUGCUCUGGAUAGUGAAGGGGAGGAGGCGUCCCAGGAGUCCUCCUCGGAGAAGGAUGAGGAGGACGACGAGGAAGAUGAGGAAGAUGAAGAUCGAGAGGAAGCUGUGGAUACCACAAAGAAGGAGACAGGGGUGUCGGAUGGCGAGGACGAGGAAAGCGAUUCGUCCUCCAAAUGUUCUCUGUAUGCUGACUCAGAUGGCGAAAAUGACAGCACAUCGGACUCCGAGAGCAGCAGCUCUUCCAGCUCCUCAUCCUCCUCCUCAUCGUCCUCGUCCUCCUCGUCCUCUUCAUCCUCUGAGUCCUCCUCUGAAGAUGAAGAGGAAGAGGAGCGGCCAGCAGCCCUUUCCUCAGCCUCCCCGCCCCCCAGGGAAGUCCCAGUGCCCACACCAGCACCUGUGGAGGUGCCAGCGCCAGAGAGGGUUGCAGGCUCCCCAGUCACACCCCUGCCUGAACAGGAGACAUCUCCAGCAAGGCCUGCAGGCCCCACGGAGGAGCUGCCCCCCAGUGUGCCCCCCCCUCCCCCAGAACCACCUGCUGGGCCCCCGGCCCCCACCCCAUGCCCCGAUGAGCGUCCCUCUUCUCCUAUCCCCCUCCUGCCCCCACCCAAGAAACGCCGGAAAACUGUCUCCUUCUCUGCCAUUGAGGUGGUGCCAGCCCCAGAGCCCCCUACAGCCACACCACCGCAGGCCAAGUCUCCCGGACCAGCCUCCCGCAAGGCCCCCCGGGGCGUGGAGCGGACCAUCCGCAACCUGCCUCUGGACCAUGCAUCUUUGGUCAAGAGUUGGCCGGAGGAGGUGUCCCGAGGAAGCCGGAGCCGGGCUGGAGGCCGAGGCCGAGCCACAGAGGAAGAGGAGGCUGAGCCAGGGACAGAGGUAGACCUGGCGGUCCUGGCUGACCUGGCCCUGACCCCUGCCCGGCGGGGGCUGCCUUCCCUGCCUGCUGUUGACGACUCGGAGGCCACAGAAACAUCGGAGGAGGCUGAGCGCCCCGGGCCCCUGCUCAGCCACAUCCUCCUGGAGCACAACUACGCCCUGGCCGUCAAGCCCACAGCACCGACGCUGGCCCCGCGGCCCCCAGAGCCAGUGCCUGCACCCGCCGCCCUCUUCAGUUCCCCAGCGGAUGAGGUCCUGGAGGCCCCCGAGGUGGUGGUGGCUGAGGCGGAGGAGCCCAAGCCGCAGCAACUGCAGCAGCAGCGGGAGGAGGGCGAAGAGGAGGAAGAGGAGGAGGAAGAAGAGGGGGAGGAGGAGGAGGAGGAGUCCUCUGACAGCAGCAGCAGCAGUGAUGGGGAGGGCGCCCUCCGGAGGCGCAGCCUCCGCUCCCACGCCCGGCGCCGCCGCCCACCGCCCCCACCCCCGCCACGGCCGCCCCGCGCCUACGAGCCGCGCAGUGAGUUUGAACAGAUGACCAUCCUGUACGACAUUUGGAACUCGGGCCUGGACUCAGAGGACAUGAGUUACCUGCGGCUUACGUAUGAGCGGCUGCUGCAGCAGACGAGCGGGGCCGACUGGCUCAACGACACCCACUGGGUUCAUCACACAAUCACCAACCUGACCACCCCAAAACGCAAGCGGCGGCCCCAGGAUGGGCCCCGGGAGCACCAGACAGGCUCGGCCCGUAGCGAAGGCUACUACCCCAUCAGCAAGAAGGAGAAGGACAAGUACCUGGAUGUGUGCCCAGUCUCGGCCCGGCAGCUGGAGGGCGUGGACACUCAGGGGACGAACCGCGUGCUAUCCGAGCGCCGGUCCGAGCAACGGCGGCUGCUGAGCGCCAUCGGUACCUCCGCCAUCAUGGACAGUGACCUGCUGAAACUCAACCAGCUCAAGUUCCGGAAGAAGAAGCUCCGAUUUGGCCGGAGCCGGAUCCACGAGUGGGGUCUGUUUGCCAUGGAACCCAUUGCUGCUGACGAGAUGGUCAUCGAAUACGUGGGUCAGAACAUCCGUCAGAUGGUGGCCGACAUGCGGGAGAAGCGCUACGUGCAGGAGGGCAUUGGCAGCAGCUACCUGUUCCGGGUGGACCAUGACACCAUCAUCGAUGCCACCAAAUGUGGCAACCUGGCCAGGUUCAUCAACCACUGCUGCACGCCCAACUGCUACGCCAAGGUCAUCACCAUCGAGUCCCAGAAGAAGAUUGUGAUCUACUCCAAGCAGCCUAUCGGCGUGGACGAGGAGAUCACCUACGACUACAAGUUCCCACUGGAAGACAACAAGAUCCCGUGUCUGUGCGGCACGGAGAGCUGCCGGGGCUCCCUAAACUGAGGUGGGGCAGGACGGGUGCCCACACCCCUAUUUAUUCCCCCUGGUGCCCUGAGCUCCCAGCACCCCCCAGCCUUAGUGGGCUCAGCAGGGCCCACAUGCCCCCAUCUCCAAGCGUGGGGUUGGGGGGCCCCAAGCCCAGCGAGGGAGCCUCAGUCCCUGGAGGCAGCUUCUGCCUCUCCUGUCGCCCCUGCCCACCACCCCCUGAUUGUUUUUCUUUGCGGAGAAGAAGCUGUAAAUGUUUUGUAGCAGCCAGCAGCUGUUUCCUGUGGAAACCUGGGGUGCCGGCCUGUACAGAUUCUGUCCUAGGGGCUGCACAGUCCUCUCGCUUUGUGUUAAUGGGGACUUCCCCUUAUGCCCUGCGUGUACCCCUCCCCAGUUUAGGGGUCUCUGGGGCAGUGGCCAUGUUCUCCCCCUGGGGGGGCUCUGCACCCCCAGUCCUGGGGACUCCGUGCCUGGAACCCUGCCUCAUCUGUUCCUGCCAGACCCUGAGGGUCACCCUCCCACCCUGGUGUCAUGCCCCGGCUCAGCCAGGCCAGGAUGGCGGGGUGGGCCCCUUCUGCUGGGCUGGACUGUACAUAUGUUAAUAGCGCAAACCUGACGCCACAUUUUUAUAAUUGUGAUUAAACUUUAUUGUACAAAA
Cercocebus atys (sooty mangabey) is the source of this 7339-nucleotide messenger RNA. RefSeq names its product SET domain containing 1A (gene SETD1A). Gene Ontology annotation, cellular component: Set1C/COMPASS complex. The record is from RefSeq and is a predicted model, not a curated record. NCBI's taxonomy places the organism in Eukaryota, Metazoa, Chordata, Mammalia, Primates, Cercopithecidae. Bases 1570 to 6699 code for a protein of 1709 amino acids. Gene Ontology annotation, molecular function: protein binding; histone H3K4 methyltransferase activity; RNA binding. The transcript has 19 exons.